Messenger RNA from Suillus subalutaceus, 1113 nucleotides. RefSeq lists its product as uncharacterized. Lineage: Eukaryota; Fungi; Basidiomycota; Agaricomycetes; Boletales; Suillaceae. The coding region runs from base 335 to 709 and encodes 124 amino acids. The record is from RefSeq and is a predicted model, not a curated record. The transcript has 3 exons.
AAUAAGCCUAUGCAUGACUGAGACCAUUCGAGAUAAUUUGAGCGUAUUUUCUCGCCACUUUGUACGACAUUCCACGACAUUCCAGAUGGUCCCAAAUAGCUGACGCUGCGGUCCAAGUGGAUGAGUCAUCACUGCCACUUCACGGCACGACAACAGUAAUGUCACACAAUAACCAACUGCCGAGCCUCGGGCCCAUGCAUGGGCAGGUCCGCAGGAUGCUCCUGUGUGUAUAUAUAAGACCUUGUUCAAGUCAGGACUUGAUCAACAUCAUCUUCCGCGUCCUCAUCUAGUACCAAGUCUGCUCUAGCAACCCGCCUCCCUCGUCGCGUUAGUGAUGUCGUCAUCUUCCGGACUCUACAUACCCGUUCACCGACGGGCAUCUUCACCGAGUUCAAGUUCAUCAGGGGUUUCUUCACCAGCGAACUCAUCAUUACCGUUGCCUCAUGAUAGUUUGCCAAUCUACACGCCCUCAGACUUGCUACUAUUAGCAUCAUCGCCUCUGUCAAAGUUGUCGCAUGAGGAAUUGAGUGCCUUGCGAGCCGCGGCACCAGAAAUUGUACAGAGCCGCAGGCAGCGCAAAUCACACGAAUGGCACAUGAUCCAUAACCCCUCCUGGUCCGGGAACCCUCGCAGACGCUCUCAUUUCUCGUCGCGGUCACAUUCAAACACUUCUGAAUCAGAGGGGGAGGAACAGGGAUGGAGGAAGUAACACAUUGUAACAAGGCAUAUACCCAUCCGAAUCGACCAACUUCGUCGCUCGUUAUCAGUCGAUUAAAGGAUACCCCAAGAUCAGUGACAAUCACGUACACCCCUCAUCAAUUCUUGUGUAGAUCAGGACAAAGGACUACAUUUCCUUCUUCACCUUGGUAUCAAUCAGCUUACAUGUACACAUUCGUCUAUUGUCCUCACUUUGACAAGUUCCCUGUAGGUUACCGGUUACCCAAUGCUAACUACACAAUUAUUGUUUAAUUAGAAUUUAGAAGAGACUAUCAUAGUAGGCCCGCGUAUCAAUGGACACUCCUUCGGCCGUUAACUCUUCAAAUGUGAGCGAGGAUGACUUGAAAGCUAAAGGUGGGGUCCUUAGCUUGUGUGCAUUCUCCUGGCCUCCGGCCC